Molecule: messenger RNA, 279 nt
Organism: Lactuca virosa
Lineage: Eukaryota; Viridiplantae; Streptophyta; Magnoliopsida; Asterales; Asteraceae
Source: the annotation of a GenBank genome assembly
AUGGUUGUCGAGGUUGAGGGUGGUAAGCAGGUGGUUAGGGAGCAAAUUACCAUCGGGAGAUUCGUGCCCGGUGAGCCGAAUGCCCUUUUGGAGAACACUCAAGCGAUGCAUGCAGAGGUGAAGUAUUUCGUGGAGACUGACUUUGCCUCAUGCCUCCAUCUUGGUGAGCUUGACAUAGAGGGUCUUCGUCAGCUGUGCAGCGAUUCAGACGUCGAAGGGAAACAUCUUGAGGCCAGCACUUCUGGGGCUCAACCCUCUUCCACUCCCCCUGGUAUGUGA